Staurois parvus is the source of this 474-nucleotide messenger RNA. The record is from the annotation of a GenBank genome assembly. NCBI's taxonomy places the organism in Eukaryota, Metazoa, Chordata, Amphibia, Anura, Ranidae.
AUGGGCCCCUGUACCGCCUCCUCAUGCUGCUGCCAGGCCCGUAAUCUGCCAUGGGCCCCCGUACCGACUCCUCAUGCUGCUGCCAGGCCCGUAAUCUGUCAUGGGCCCCUGUACCGCCUCCUCAUGCUGCUGCCAGGUCCAGAGUGUGUCAUGGGUCCCUGUACGGCCUCCCAUUGCUGCUGUCUCCAUCGCCACACUCUGCCAUGUGCCACUUUCAGGUCUCCUCACACUGCUGGUGGGUUCCAUUUUGUCAUAGGGUGCUGUAUGGCCUCCCAUUGCUGCUGCCUCCACCGCCACACUGUGGCUCCACACUCUGGUUUUGGCCCCGUGACUGCCCAAAUGAGUGAAGUGUGCGGUGAUUCUAAGAUCGACGGCACUCAUCUGCAUGUCAUACUGACUGACAGUAUUAUUUCUCUUCCCCAGCAGACUCCAAGGGCAUUUAAAUUAAAGGUACAGCGUUCUGCACUAAUAUAA